AUGUCGACAAUCGCAGUGAACACCGUUCCCGGCCCAGAUUUCGCAUUGUCGCUGCCCUCCGCCGGUAAAUCGCAACCACCUCCGCCAUCUGACCAUGAACCGCCUGCCGCCAACUCAUCGUCCGCAUCGGAUUCUCAGAACAACCUAACCGCGCCAUCCUCACAUCCAAAGAAGAAGCGUUCGCUUUUGCUUGUUCCAUCCAGGACAUCUUCCAGGGGAAGCAAAAAUCAAUAUUCGGAAAUGACGACCGAUACCGUGCAAGAUGAGUCGGUGACGAUAGCCAACUCGCGCACCAACCUCACCAAAAGACGAAGGGAUCCUAGCGAGUCAAGUAGUAGGCGGUCGCAUCAGAAUGAACAAGACAAGAAUCAAAGUACAAGAAAGGAGCAAACCGAGGAGUCAAAUCAUGCCAGGACCGAACGAAAGCCCAAGUCACAGUCAAGGUUCUUCUCCAUCCUGAAUUGCUGCAGCUCUUCGAUGUUAGAUAAUGAGAAUGAUGGACCGGAUCUUCCCGCAAAGAAGGCAGAGCCCAGACAGCCGCUAUCUUUGCGACAACCGGUGGAAUCACCCGUCUCAACUGGAACAGAAUCGACGCCUACAGAGUCGAAAGAGCAGGAACCCCUUGACGAAAAGACGGGAGAAUACACAGGUUCACAGCCGGUAGAAGAGAUUACUACUCCUAGCACCACUGUUUCGACACAGUCCACAGCGCUGCCAUCUAGUUCGGACCUGACGCAAGAAGCUUCGACACCGCGACAGGAAGCCACCUACCAAUACGGCGUGGUGCCAGAUUUGGUUCCGUCAUCGGACAGCAAAAAGGAUAAGAAUGAGGAUGCGAUCGAAGAGGAACCUGAAAAUGAGACAUCAGAGGAGUUGUUGCAUGAGAACCAUGGUCCUGUCAUACCUGAGGCACCGAUCAUUGCAGAGGCAGAAGAGGAACAUAAGUUGGAGACGCACGAGGUUGUCGUCGCUCAACCACCUGCACCGGACGUCAUUCUCCCGGGACCGCCUCCAACUCCUGGAAAACAAAGCGCUUGGUUGCUUCCCCCGCCUCUACCGCAUUUACGAGGGCGGAAAUGUUUGGUUCUUGAUUUGGACGAAACACUUGUGCAUAGUAGCUUCAAGGUCCUUGAGCGCGCCGAUUUUACGAUCCCAGUAGAGAUUGAAGGUCAAUGGCACAAUAUCUAUGUCAUCAAACGGCCAGGCGUCGAUCAAUUUAUGAAACGAGUUGGUGAGCUUUAUGAGGUCGUUGUCUUUACGGCAUCAGUUUCAAAGUACGGCGAUCCCCUACUGGACCAGCUAGACAUCCACAAUGUUGUCCAUCAUCGUCUGUUCAGAGACAGCUGCUACAAUCACCAAGGAAACUAUGUCAAGGACUUGUCACAAGUCGGUCGUGAUCUUCGAGAAACAAUCAUCAUUGACAACUCGCCCACCUCGUAUAUAUUCCACCCUCAACACGCCAUACCUAUCAGCAGCUGGUUUUCAGAUGCCCAUGACAACGAAUUGCUCGACCUAAUCCCGGUUCUCGAAGAUCUUGCGGGUGCUCAGGUACAAGACGUCAGUCUCGUGCUUGAUGUUGCAUUAUAA
Messenger RNA from Talaromyces marneffei, 1587 nucleotides. RefSeq lists its product as uncharacterized. The transcript is spliced from 5 exons. NCBI's taxonomy places the organism in Eukaryota, Fungi, Ascomycota, Eurotiomycetes, Eurotiales, Trichocomaceae. Bases 1 to 1587 code for a protein of 528 amino acids. Gene Ontology annotation, molecular function: phosphoprotein phosphatase activity. Gene Ontology annotation, cellular component: plasma membrane. The record is from RefSeq and is a predicted model, not a curated record.